Messenger RNA from Physcomitrium patens, 2334 nucleotides. RefSeq names its product caltractin. The record is from RefSeq and is a predicted model, not a curated record. Lineage: Eukaryota; Viridiplantae; Streptophyta; Bryopsida; Funariales; Funariaceae. Gene Ontology annotation, cellular component: myosin II complex. Gene Ontology annotation, molecular function: calcium ion binding.
CCCCUCCUCUCUCGUUGGGUCUUUUUGGAGCGCACCCAGCUUGGUUUGUUUGGAUUCCAAGAACGCUUUUGCUCCAAGCAUCUUUAUUGAUUCGAAUUCGCAGAGGGAUGGUUUGGCACUUAACUAUAGCAGUCGACAGGAAUUGAGGUUAGGUUCGUGGGAAUAUGUCUAAUGGGGGUCUUUUGUUGACGCGCGGAGCAUCAAAUUUAGUGUGUCCGAGGAUGUGCUAUGUUAUAAUAUUCACUCAGACGUGCAGAAAGUCAUGUGUAGACCGAAGCACGUGAAUAUGAUUUUAAAAUGUGUAGCAUGUAUGAAGCGACAAGGUGGUUUUAAUGGUAGCAUCCGGAAUUAUGGAGUAAGCAAGGUUUUUUUACAGUUAUGUCCUACGUUCAAAGUGUGAAGCCAAGAACACCAAGAGAGGGGGAAGAGCAAGGGUUUGGCACCAACUGUUCGGCGCCCUCCUUCGCCACAUGAUUACCGUGAGAGUGAUCAGCAUUUUGUUGGGCGCACCUCUUGAUUGGGAUAGUGUCAUUCCACCUUCUGUAACAUUCGAGGAAUUUGUACUUCUACUUUCAGUAGUUGGGAUACAUGUGUGGAGAAGUGAAGUGAGAUGUGUUCUGAAAGCGUUUGCUGAGUUCUAAGAGUAUCUGUGGUUGUGUCGCUGAGCCAUAUUCUUAGGCGUGAUUAUAGACUCAAUGUUCGGCCAGUCGAAGGACAAAAAACAUAAAUUUCAAGUUAACAGCGGCAACGGAAUCUAGCUUCCACACUGACGAGAUUAAGGCCAAUGUUGACUUCUAACUUCAGACGUAUGAGUUUUAGACUGACGAAGCUGUGAAGUUGAAGGACUUUUGCAACUGGUUGAGGAACAGCAAUCUGCCUUCAGACUGCAUAGAUGAUAACGAUGGCGUUAUUUCUUUGAUUAUUAAAUGUGCUCUCCUGUGCACAAGAGCCUACUCUUUUGAUGAAAGAAUGUAGCCUUCGCCCUUACAGCAACUCAACUCCCUGGCCUUCACCACUUCACCAGAUUUGUGAAGCUCUUGAUGGCAGUGCUUGUGUUGUACAAGCUGAAUGGGUAAUUUCUUGUAAUCUUCGACAAGAAUCAUGAAUCUUUGAUGCAGCACAUCUUCAACAAUAAUAUUUAUUGGUAACCAUAACUCCGUCUCGUGGCGAUCUUAAAUAGUUCCAAGAGGUAGGAAUUUUCUGACUACAUGGCCACUACAAACAAUCAACCCCAAGACUUCCAACGUCUGAGGAGGCCUUCAUGGAAUCCACCAUCUUCAACGCCGUCCAUACCACUGGGCUCUCGCCUUGGAGCGUACGCCGCCACCCCCAAAACGGUCGGAAAGAACGAUUAUUUCGACCUCAGUUACUCUGAGAAGCUCGACAUUAGAUUGGCAUUUGUGCUUUUCGAUUCCCGCAAAUUUGGAAAGCUUAACUAUAAAGACCUGAAGGCAGCAAUAAGAGGAUUGGAGUGCAACGUGAAAAAAGCGGACGUGCAAAAGCUGAUGUACCAGUAUUCGAAGGAGAAUGAUGGUGAAAUUGAUAGCGAUGAGUUUCUGCAAAUCAUGAACAUGAAGUUCAAGGAGAAACUAGACUCGCACGCGAGAGCGGGCAAGUUGUUCGAAAUGUUUGAUGAAGAAGGCAGGGGUAAAGUAUCAGUGAAGAACUUGAGGAAAGUGUCCAGAGACAUCGGAAAGACCUUUACCGAUGAACAGCUUGAGGCCAUGAUCCAUGAGUGUGACAUGGACGGGGAUGGCGAAGUUACUGAGAUGGAAUUUGAGGCGAUGAUGACGAAGCACCAGACAGCUGACACCAUCUAAGUGGAAGAGGACUUCUAAUGGGCUAUGAAGACGGCCUGCAAUUAUAUAAGUAAUCAUCCAGUAAUGACAGCAGAUGCAUGAAGAAGCUUAGAAGCAGCAACAAUUACAGGGUUAACGACGACUGAACUGAAGCUCCGUUGGCAUAACGGUCGGAGUUUUAAUUUGUAACGGAACUCUCAGACCUCGUGAAAUUUUCAUUCAGCCACCAUGACAAUUCUCAAAGGCUGCUGGUGUGGUCAUCAAUGUUCCUGGACGUGAUAAGAAUUGCAUCAAACACCCAACUGUGCAAAGCAUUUCGAUCUGAUCGCAACAGGAGGUGAGUCGAAGGCGAAUUCCAUUGUCUUGUCCACAUUGACUAGCCACCUCCGGCAAGUGGACAACAGAUCUUAAAGUAGCAGUGAAACAGGGUCUUCAUGUGAUGACUUUGUAUGUAUUCUUCAGUUUUAUGAGCUCAAAGAUUUUUAAUAUUGAUUUUUUUAUUCUGUAUGACAAUGUAUUGAAGUGUUCUAAGUCA